Molecule: messenger RNA, 2908 nt
Organism: Anopheles funestus (African malaria mosquito)
Lineage: Eukaryota; Metazoa; Arthropoda; Insecta; Diptera; Culicidae
Exons: 2
Coding region: 1387-2535 (382 amino acids)
Source: RefSeq, a predicted model, not a curated record
AACUAACCUCACGACGGCUGUUUCUAUGUGCUAGAGCGAGAGCGACUGAUGUUUUCACUCUGUUGCCCUUACAGACCUAAUGGACGAGGCGAAUUGAUGGAAAUAAAAUAUGAGAAUGUGUUAGUGCGUUUGUCCGUACCUUUGAACAUAUGAGCCAAAGAAAAAGAACAAGAAAGGAGAAGUUUGGUAAAAAGAACUUUGUUUACCAUUCUGCUUCGGUAUUUUGGACAGUGAAGAACUAAAUCUGGUGCUCAAAUAUAAUUGUUACAGUGUAUUAAAGGUGUGUUAGGUGCGGGAACAAUAACCAAAACAAAAAUAAGUGAUUUUAUAAUAAAUUAAUAAAUAAUUAAAGCAUGGAUGCUCAACAAGUGCGUCGCAGUAAACAGUACUACCGGCGUAAAGCCAAAAUAGCGGCAGUUAUGCGUACAAGGGAAUGUACAUGUCGGUGCACUUGUGUGGAUGGUUUACCUACUUCUGUGAAUGGUAUGUGCGAUGUGGAAUCGACAGUGAAAUUGUAUCACAACAUAAAUUACAUGUGUGUAUUUAUUUGUGUUUUGCAGAGCCUAGAACCGAAGCAGCUGCUUCAAGUGAUGCUGAACCUUAUCCUUUCUCUGAUGAGUCGGGCGCCAUUGAAGAGAACGCGGACAUUCCACUGGAUGAUGUGGUAUCAGAUGACGACGACGACGACGAUAUCAACACCGAAGAAUCUUUAGAGUUUGAUUUUAGUCAACGCUCCAUGGAAGCCUGCUUGCAAUUUUGGGCUUUAAAAACAAACACGCCUCAUACAUCGAUCAACAUGAUAUUGAGAAUCAUCCGAGAAAAAACUUCUUGCGUUGUGCCGAAGGAUGCUCGUACUCUGCUACACACUAGCAGGGUACCAAAAGAAAUUGUUGCUGUUGAAGGGGGUCGUUUUUGGUACAAUGGAGCUGCUAACUGCCUCAAUAUCCGAUUCAGUGGAAAUCAACUAGGAAACGUUACCGAGCUUAAGCUAAAAUUCUUUGUCGACGGAUUGCCUCUACACAGAAGCAGUGAAACCACAUUUUGGCCGAUUUUAAUGUCUAUCGAGGAUAUGUCCCACAUACCACCUAUGGCAGUGGCUAUAUUCUACGGGUCAUCGAAGCCGGGUUCAGUAGAACAAAUUUUGCGGCCUUUAGUAGAGUAAUUAAAUUUGCUGCUCGUGCAGGGUAUACGCCUUGGUGUACAGCAAACGCUGGUGAGGUUAAAAGUUUUGGCAUUUGUGGCAGAUUCACCUGCUCGUAGCUUUAUAAAAGGUAAGAAUAUAUUUUACAAAGUAUUUGUAAGAAUAUUUCUGAAUGAUGAAUAACUAAUUUGUUUUGUAUUUGUAUUUUUCCAGCGUGCGUUAGCUGCAACGCCGGAGAAGGGUGUAUGAAAUGUAAGGUUAACGGACGUCGCCAUCCGAGAUCAAGGGCCGUUACAUAUUCGGGAAUCAACCAUCCACCCCGCACGGACGCUGAGUUUAGGCAGGGAAUUUACGUUGGACAUAGAGUAGGCAAUUCACCACUCUUAGAUUUAGGAUGUUUUGAUAUAGUGAAGGACGUGUUAGUCGGUGAUAAACUUCACUUGAUAGAUCUAGGAGUUACUCGUAAACUAUUACAGGGAUGGGUGUAUGGCAUGAGGGGAGCAAUCAAAUGGUCCGAUCAAACUUUCUUGCGCAUUUCUAGUUUUUUGAAAAGCAUUACUCUUCCUUCUGAAGUGAAUCGCAAGCUACGUGGUUUAGAUGAUUUGAAAUAUUGGAAAGGAUCUGAGUUAAGCAGUUUUUUGCUUUAUGCCAGCAUUGUAGUCCUCAGAGGUAACAUAUCAGCUGAAGCAUAUCAGCAUUUUAUGUUAUAUUUUGUUGCAAUAACGCUGUUGUCUUCAAAUGUGUAUAAAGAUCUUUGGGACGAUGCUUCUGACAUGCUUAGCGAUUUCGUUUCGAAUUAUGAUGAAAUUUACGGAGAAGGUUUCAUUAGUAGUAACGUGCAUAAUCUGCUGCAUGUAACUGAAGAAGUUAAACGUUUUGGACCUCUUAAUACAAUGUCUACUUAUCCCUUUGAAAACGCUCUCCAACACAUGAAGGGUAUGCUUAGAAACGGACAUAGAUGCUUAGAGCAAACAGUGAACAGGUACUCUGAGUUCGAACAGUUAAACUUUCCUAAAAAGACACCGGCUAAUGAAACGACUUUGAAGGGAUCAGGUGACAAUGUUGUUGUAACCAUGCCGGACUUUAUUUUAAAAUCUAAUAAUCGCGACGGCUGGUUUCUUUCGCCAGAAAAAGAGGUAAUUAGAUUUUUUUCUGCAGAUAAAUCGUCCGGAACUAUAAAAAUUAUCGGUAGAAAGUUGAUUGAUCCGGAGGAAUAUUUCGAUGAUCCUGUGUCAUCAGGGGUGAUCAAUAUUUGUAAGGGUAAAAUUUCAAAUUUAUCUCCUAACUUAAUCGAAUAUGAACUAUCUGACAUCAAGGCUAAGAUGGUUGCCAUCAAAUUAGACAACGAGGGACAUACGAUGUUUGCCCCACUUGUUCACACGCUAAUAGAUUAGGUUUAGGCUAAGGUAGCUUUGGCAAAAUAAUUAUUUUUACUUCAUGUUUUGUAAUAAACAUUUUAUUAAUGAUUAAACAUUUAUUAAACAUUUCAAUUUAUGUCCUUUGAAAGAAAGUUCACAUUACAAAUAUGCUUUAAAUUCAAAUUUAAUUCAUGUUGUCUUUAAUAAUAUAUACGGUUGAUGUUUGUUCGCAUGUGAUUAUUUAGGUGGGGGUAAGUGUUCAGAUGGAGAAAAGGAGGAUUGUGGAUCAGGUUGAUUGUUUUCUAUGGCACGUUUCCUUGCAUUAAUCCGGUUGGUAAGAGUGAAUGGACGCGGACUUGAAGUUCGAAUGCGUUUGUAAUUCUUCAACCUUUGCUUCGCAUGGUAAAAU